Messenger RNA from Cherax quadricarinatus, 2468 nucleotides. The record is from RefSeq and is a predicted model, not a curated record. NCBI's taxonomy places the organism in Eukaryota, Metazoa, Arthropoda, Malacostraca, Decapoda, Parastacidae.
CCGAGCAUUCACUUCUUUUACAACCCCCGUCUAAAAAUAUACUGAGCAACCAUGGUGACAUCAUGCAUCCCUAUCUAAGGCCUACUUUUACUGGGAAAUAAUCUCCCUCUCUCCUACAUACUCUAACCUGAGCCUCACUAUCCUCAUAAAAACUCUUAAUUGCUUUCAGCAUCCUAUCACCUAUUCCAUGCAUUUGCAACAUCUGCCACAUUGCUACCCUAUCCACCCUAUCAUACGUUUUCUCCAAAACCAUAACUGUAACGAAAACCUCUUUACUCUCAUCUAGAUACUGUUCAUCUAUAUGCUUCACUGUAAACACUUGUUCUACACACCCCCUACCCUUCCUAGAGCCUCACUGUUCAUCUCUGACUCUACUCUCCAUCUACUCUUAAUUCUUUCAAUAAUAACUACCACACACUUUACCAGGUAUACUGGCUCCUCACUCUUGGACUUUCCCCGACACAGACUGAUGUGCACUAAAAUACGCUGAGGAAACUCGGGGAUCACAAUAUCUUGUUUUGCACAUUUAUACAAAAGGUUUGUGUGUGCUCUGUCAAUGUGUAAUAUUUACGUAAUGUGUCACGGUAACCGAUUUUUUUUUUGUUUAAAAACUAGGGAUAUAUUUUCCUGCCUACAUCAUGAGUAUGGAGAGACUGUGCGAGUGUGUUGAAGAGUCAAAAACGACGAUCUGUUGCAACGAUGGUCGCCAGAAUGACUAUUGCAGCAACGACCACCACCAGUGCCAACAACCCAGGAACGACGACCACCACAGCUGUCUCGUCGUCGAGCACACAGACUCUAUGGCAGGCAGGUAUCUGGUGACGAGUCGUGAAGCAAGAGCAGGAAACUUCUUGUUGAGGGAGAGUCCAGUCGCUAUGGGGCCACGAGCCACCUCCUCGCUAAUCUGUCUUGGCUGCCAUGAGGCCAUUCUUGGCACAGAGUUUCCCCGCUGCCCUGUGUGCUGGUGGCCACUGUGCUCCGCCGCAUGCGCCUCCAGCAGUCUUCAUCAGGCAGAGUGUCCUGUCCUGGCCGCCGACACCAGCAGGAUCGGACAGCCAAAAGUUACAGGCAGUACCCCGCGGUAUGACAUUAUUCUUGUUCUUCGGUGCCUCCUCCUCCGUGACAGAAAUCCCCUAGCGUGGCACCGCUUCUUGGACAUGGCUAGCCACGCCGAGCGUCGCAUGGAGGAAAAGGAGCAACACCACAUGGCAACUGUACGCUACAUCAAGGAAAUACUUAAAGUAGACUACACCUUAGAGGACAUUCAUCACGCUCGUGGUGCCAUUAUUACUAACUGCUUCGAGUGGCGGAGUCCAUCAGGAAUUAGUCUCCGGGGUGUCUACCCACUGCUGGGGCGCAUGAACCACUCCUGCCGCCCCACCGUCGCAGUAUCCUCUGACUGUAAGGGCAGCAUGUUCGUGAGGGCAGCGGUGGACCUACAGCCUGGAGACCAGCUCUAUAUUACUUACACUGACACACUUGAGCCACUGUGGGAGCGACGCGCCUACACCACAAGCACCCACUUCUUUAGCUGUGACUGUGUUCGUUGUAGGGAUCCUACCGAACUGGGUCUACACUACUCUUCUCCCAAGUGUGAAUUGUGUGACCAACAGUUCCUAGAACCCAGGAACUGGCUGGGAGAGGUGACGUGGGAGUGUCCCUUGUGUGGGACACAGCAGACACAGCAACAAGUCCAGCUGGAGGUGGAACAGUGGCUUGAACACUUUGAUAGUGACGACACCUUCCUGCACACCAGCCCCUAUGCUGUCAGAAACAUCAUGGACAAGGUAGAGGAAGUAUUCCACCCACACCACUACGUGUGGGUCAAGGCAGCUCACGUGGCCCUCAGAACCUUACUUGAGAACCACACCACCAAGGCGCUCGACCUCAAGAGACACCUGUGGCACCGUCUACUGUACAUCUACAACGUUCUUGAGCCAGGACUCACCAAAAGAAGAGGUGCUGUCCCUUCACUGUCCUCGUGGUCACCUACACCUCGCCUGGGCCCCUAUGUACUCUCCUUACUGCUUUACAUACACUUACAUAACAUUCCACGAAGAUCACCACGAAGGUCACGUAAUGUACGGUCAAGAUAGCCCUAGAGUCAUUUAAAUAACUUUACAUCCCGCCUGCUAAUAUUCUCAUGCGGUGACUGAAGAUCAUGAUUUGUAUGACCAAGUACAUCGCGACUUUAAACAAAACAUACCUUAAAACACUGGGCUUAAUACUCUGGCAUUUAAAUAUAUAUAUAGACGCAUUGUUUUACACCUACAAUUUACAGUUCUGCAAACAUUACGCUUUUAAUACUGGUUAUCAUAUUCCACACAACUGGCUAUCAUCAUAUUCCAUACUACUGGCUAUCAUCAUAUUCCAUACUACUGGCUAUCAUCAUAUUCCACAUAACUGGCUAUCAUCAUAUUCCAUACUACUGGCUAUCAUCAUAUUCCAUACUACUGGCUAUCAUCAUA